GCCGGGCGGCGGGGAGCGGCGAGGCGGCCGCGCCGAGAUGGGGUAACCAAAGAACCACGGAGAGGAAGUGUUUAUUACCUGGGACACUCUGGACAGGAAAGAGCUAAUGUGCCUGGAACUUGCAUUUUUGGACUUGCCUCCAGAACCCUGGGGAAUUUCCACCAGGGAGGUCAGCACCUCCUCCGAGAUUUCUCUAGGCUGCUCCGAGGUCCCGGGGAGCUCAGGCGAGUCACCAGCUGUGGCUCUCUGCAGAGUGCCCCCUGGGAGGAGGUGGAGGAAGCUGGCGGGAGCCCCAGAUUCUCUGCUGGGGAAACACUAGCUAGUUCCUGAAAGGCAGUGACAUGGUUCUUUUUCCUCCCUGAUGUGCUCUCUUGCUCUCUCACUAAAGAAUGACUGGACACUCCUAGAGCCUUCAGGCCCCAUCCAGGGGAUUUUUUUUUUUCACCACAAAGGGUAAUUCCUGUCCCAUCCCUGCUGUGACUCAGCUGUGACGUUGAACCACACAAGCCAGAGAGAAGAAGAUAAAGUCAUCAGACGCCCUCUCGCCAGGAGGGCAGCCCAACCAGCACUCAUCUCUUCUUAGCAGAGGAUCCACGGGCUGGUGCCCUGCUCCGAAGAGCUUGGACCGGCCGCCUGAGCAAGCUAGGACCCCAGGAUGGCCUCUGGUUCAGCCAGCAGCCCCCGCCUGGCCCCUGAUGAGAAUGAGUUUCCCUUUGGAUGCCCCCCCGCUGUCUGCCAGGACCCAUCCUCGUCCAGGGCCCUCCGCUGCACCACCUGUCUCUCUGAGAACGUGAGGAACUGUAAGGAUCAGAUCUGUUCCAAAUGCAGAGGGGACGACUCCCUGUCGGUGAGCCCGGGCAGCCUUCUGUCUCAGGAGAAGGAUCACCCUGACGUGGUGGAAGCUGGAGUUAAGUGUUCCUUUGCAAGUGUUGGCUGCUCCUUCAAGGGGAGUCCAAAGUUCAUGGAGGAGCAUGAGGCCACCUCCCAGGCCUCCCACCUAAACCUACUGUUGGAGUUCGCGAAACAGUGGAAGGCCCAUCUGGGCUCUGGCCUAGGAUCGGGGCCCAUGACCCUAGAGCGCAAUCUGUCAGACCUGCAGCUGCAGGCAGCUGUGGAGGUGGCUGGGGACCUGGAGGUGGACUGCUACAGGGCACCCUGCUCUGAAAGCCAGGACGAGCUGGUCCUCCAGCACUUCAUGAAGGAGAAGCUUUUGGUGGAACUGGAGGGAAAGCUGCGUGUGUUUGAGAACAUUGUCGCCGUCCUCAACAAGGAGGUAGAGGCCUCCCACCUAGCCCUGGCUGCCUCCAUCCACCAGAGCCAGCUAGACCGCGAACACAUCCUGAGCUUGGAACAGAAGGUGGUGGACUUGCAGCAGACCCUGGCCCAGAAAGAUGAGGCCCUGGACAAGCUGGAGCAGAGCCUGCGCCUCAUGGAGGAGGCCACCUUCGAUGGCACCUUCCUGUGGAAGAUCACCAAUGUCACCAGGCGGUGCCACGAGUCAGCAUGUGGCAGGACCGUCAGCCUCUUCUCUCCAGCUUUCUACACUGCCAAGUACGGCUACAAGCUGUGUCUGAGGCUCUACCUGAAUGGGGACGGGGCAGGAAAGAGGACCCACCUGUCGCUGUUCAUCGUGAUCAUGAGAGGGGAGUAUGAUGCCCUGUUGCCAUGGCCUUUCCGGAACAAGGUCACCUUCAUGCUGCUAGACCAGAACAACCGUGAGCACGCCAUCGACGCCUUCCGGCCUGACCUGAGCUCAGCAUCCUUCCAGCGGCCCCAGAGUGAGACCAACGUGGCCAGCGGCUGCCCGCUCUUCUUCCCCCUCAACCGGCUGCAGUCGCCCAAGCAUGCCUACGUGAAGGACGAUGCCAUGUUCCUCAAGUGCAUUGUGGAGACAAGUACUUAGGGCAGGGGUGGGUGGGUGCACCUGACCCAGAGGGAGCACUGCUCAGGCUGCAGGGUCUGCAGGAUGACAGACAUCUGCCCUUGGCGCCAGCAUGCUGGGGCACGGCAGUGGGCUGGCACGACCUGAGCAGGACUGACAGGAUGACUAUGGCCACUAUCAGUUAGGGUGGAGGACCUUGGGCAGGACCCACAAAAUCAAGGGGUCCAGCCAGAAGCCAUGGCUGGACAGUUGCUCUCUGCACUGACCACGUACCCGGGAGCCGCUCCAGCUGGGCAUCAUGAAAUGGACUCUGACCAAGAUGGGGAGGCCAUGGAGACUUGGCUUAGGGCAUGGAUGGUGAGUUGGGGAUGUGGAACCUGAGUGAAGGUGGCCUCCAGAUGGGAAGAUCACUGCGGGGCUACCAAGGAGAACUGGAAACAAGUUGCCCUCUUCCUGCUCAGGCCCAGGGUCAGGGGGUAGAAAGGACAGGGUGUAGCAUGAAUGCUGGCUGUCCUGACCUGUACCGACCGAGUUCCCUGCCACUGGAAGUGAACAGAGAGAACCAGAGGGAUGCACUGGGGGUAAGGGGCAUCACAUUGGGAGUUGGGGAUUUGAAGGCCUUGAGGGUCCCUUCCAGCCCAGAAAGUGUCUAGUGCUAGGCCUCCUGGCCCUGGUGGAGGAGGGGAUAGGGCUGCAGGGUUCAGAAACAUUCAGGAGGCUCAUUCCUACUGGGUUCCUCACUCACUCUCAGUCCCAUAGGUGGGCAGUGCUGGCCCCCACCUUGGGCCUUCAGUUCAGCUUCUCCAACAUGGAAGGGCAUCCCCAGUUUCCCUUACCUCUUCCAGGGGAAGCCAGGUUACCGAGCUCCCAGGGGCGGCCAGAAGGUGCAGAGGAGGAGGGGGCACCAGCCCUCCACUCUCCCUGCCUGGAGGCCCUACCUUUGGUAUGUCCAGACUCCCAGGACCUCAGUGAACCAAGUUAUUCACUUCUCUGGUUAACUGCUCGGAGGCCCACUCGCAGAGGUUGCCCUUUUAAAUAUAUAGAACCAAGAAAAAAAUUUUAAAGAUCUUUUCCAUAGUCUCCUGAUGUGAUGGUAAUGGGAGUUGGACGUACCUGAGUCAAGGACAGAAAAGCCACGGCUGAGGUCUCGGUGAUGGUACUAGUCCAGCCAUUACUCCCAUGCCAGGUACUGGCAGGAACACCCCUCCACCUGAGUCUCCUUUAUAUAAUGGGGAGAGCUGCGCCAACCUGCUUCCCUUACUGGGGUCCAUGAACCCUAGCAGAGCUGCCCCACAGAAGAUGGAAGAAAGAAAAUCCCGAGGCCCUCUGCCUACCUGUGAUGCCCACUGUGGCCCAUGCUUGUCUUCUUGCCACGAGGCUUCCCACAGCCAUGUCUAGCAGGGACCCUCCCUGAUUCUCCAGAAUCCCUGAGAUUUCACACUGCUGCCCAGGGCUCCAGAUCAGGACCUCAGCUGUCUCCCACCACCUUCCCUGUAGCUCACUCUCCUUCUACUUGCUGAGGCCAAGAGCCACUUAACUCCUCAGGCCUCAGAGGUUUCAUUUAUAAAAUGGGUCCUCAGUCCUGCCUGCUCUCCCAGGCUGGCAUUUCUGAGCAUGGAGGUGAGGGGGCAGCUGGAUAUCAGAAAACGAGACCUAGCCUGGGGCCAAGCAUGAUGUCCCUGUGCUUCUGCAUUUGAGUAUAGAGAAGACAUCUUUGCUGCCUCUACCUGCUCCGGAGGUCUUCAGAAGUCCCAUAGACUAUAAAGCUGCCAGCAUGGCUUUCUGCUCACCUGUCGUCACUUAACAUCCAUGAUAACAUUCUACCAGGAGCCCUUUCUUAUGGGCACAGACUGAGAAACCAAAAAAAAAAAAAGAAAUUAGCCUGCUCAAGACCACUCCAAAUAAGGGGUGGACUCAAGAUCUACACUUGGGUCUUAUGAUGCCAAAGCCAAGGCUGAAAUUAUUACCACUCCAUUCAGAUGGAGAAACUGAGGUACAGAGAAGGAAAGUGACAUGCCUGAGGUCCCACUUGGAAGUCAGGCUAACUCUGCUUGUCAUCAUGAACUGCGCUGUCCAGGAUGGUGGCUGCAAACGUGUGGCAGUGGGCAUGUGUGGUCAGCUGAAUAAUGGCGCCAGUGUCCAUACCCUGUGAACAGGCCCCCUGACAUGGAUUAUGAAGGAUCUUGAGAGGGGACAGGAGCCUGGACACAGGUGGACCCAAUGAAAUCACAAGAGUCCUCAGAAGAGGAGGGAAAAAAGAGUCAGAGUCGAUUUAGUCAGCUAAGCAGAGGGAGGAGGUGACUGCAAAAAAAACCAGAGGAAGGAACAGUUGGAGGGGAUGCAGGCUGCCACCUCUAGAAGCUAGAAAAGACCAGAAAGGAAUUCUCCCCUGGAGGCUCCCCUCCCAAAGGAACACAGCCCUGCCCACGCCUUGGUUUGCCCCUUAGGACUCAUUUCACGCUUCUGAACUCCAGAAUUCAGAGACCGUGUGUGCACUAUUAGCCAUUAAGUUUAUAGUAUUAUAUUACAGCAACAGUUAAAAACAAAUACCGCACUUGAAAUGUGGUUACUCCAAUUGGAGAGGUGCCCUAAGUCGAAGAUGUGCACCAUGUUCUGAAGACCAUACAAAGAAGAGAAUUUAUUUAUAUCUUUCUACUGAUGACAUGUUGAAAUGAGAAGCAUUUCGAUAUGUUAGAUUGAGUAAAUAUAAUA
Molecule: messenger RNA, 4594 nt
Organism: Talpa occidentalis (Iberian mole)
Lineage: Eukaryota; Metazoa; Chordata; Mammalia; Eulipotyphla; Talpidae
Gene: TRAF1
Product: TNF receptor associated factor 1
Exons: 8
Coding region: 656-1903 (415 amino acids)
Biological process (GO): tumor necrosis factor-mediated signaling pathway; regulation of canonical NF-kappaB signal transduction; regulation of apoptotic process
Cellular component (GO): cytoplasmic side of plasma membrane; plasma membrane signaling receptor complex
Molecular function (GO): tumor necrosis factor receptor binding; ubiquitin protein ligase binding; zinc ion binding
Source: RefSeq, a predicted model, not a curated record